Molecule: messenger RNA, 2907 nt
Organism: Phacochoerus africanus (Common warthog)
Lineage: Eukaryota; Metazoa; Chordata; Mammalia; Artiodactyla; Suidae
Gene: CEP78
Product: centrosomal protein 78
Exons: 16
Coding region: 274-2676 (800 amino acids)
Cellular component (GO): centrosome
Molecular function (GO): protein binding
Source: RefSeq, a predicted model, not a curated record
GCGGGCACCCGCCCGCUGGCUUGAACCACGCCGCGGCUGAGUGCUUAGGGGUGGGUGGUAACGGCCGGUGUUGCCGGGCGGGAGGAGGCGCGGGAGCGCAGCAGAGAAGGGUCGGCCUAGCUGGGUCCCGGGGCCCUGCGUCUUCUGGCCGCUACUGCGCACGCUGAGGGGCAGCAGCCGCCGGGCGGUGGGCACCCAAGGGCCGGGUGGCGACCCCGGUCCACGGCAGGCGGCGUGUCCGCAGCUGGCGACCUUUCAGGCCGCGCUGGGGCCAUGAUCGACUCGGUGAAGCUUCGUCGCGACAGCGCCGCCGACUUCUUCUCGCACUACGAGUACCUAUGCGCUUUGCAGGACUCGGUGCCAGUUCCCGCCGUGCGCGCCUCUCUGCGGGAGGGCGUACUGGACUUCAACGCAGACCGCCUCCGCUUGGCGGAUUGGGCGCCGCUUCUGAGCACCCUCAAGAAUAAUAAAGAUCUGCCUCUGGUCUGUAUCAAGAGCUUCUUCCAGCCAUGGCUUGGCGAGACAGGUUCUGACAGAAAUAAAUUUUGUAGAAGUCGUGUUCCUGCAAUAAGAAAUAAAGAUGUGACCUUUCAGUUGUGUAAAGCUCUUAAAUGCUGUUUAAGUGCAUCAAGUGCACUAAAGAACCUGGAGCUAAAUGGGCUUGUUCUGAGAGAGAGAGAUUUAACCAUGUUAACAAAGGGAUUGAAUAAAUCGGCUAGUUUGGUGCACCUGUCACUUGCAAAUUGUCCAGUUGGAGAUGGAGGUCUAGAAAUUAUUUGUCAAGGUAUAAAGAACUCUAUCACUCUUAAGACAGUAAACUUCACGGGGUGUAAUCUGACAUGGCAGGGAGCAGAUCACAUGGCCAAGAUCUUAAAGUAUCAGACCAUCAGAAGGCAUGAAGAAACUUGGGCUGAGAGUCUUCGUUACAGGAGACCUGAUCUUGACUGUAUGGCUGGUUUGAGGCGAAUCACCCUGAACUGCAACACGCUCAUUGGUGACCUUGGUGCAAGUGCUUUUGCAGAAUCUCUUAGUGAGGAUUUAUGGCUUAGAGCUCUUGACCUGCAGCAGUGUGGCCUCACCAAUGAAGGAGCAAAGGCUUUGUUAAAGGCCCUUGAAACAAAUAGAACUCUGGUUGUUCUGGAUAUAAGAAAAAAUCCUCUUGUUGAUCAUUCUAUGAUGAAAGCAGUGAUCAAAAAAGUUCUCCAGAAUGGGAGGAGCGCCAAGUCAGAGUACCAGUGGAUAACUUCUCCAUCAGUGAAGGAACCAUUCAAAGGCGCUAGACAGAAAAAGAGAACUAUAAUUUUGGGAAGUGGCCUAAAAGGAAAAGCUACUAUUAGAAUUGGAUUGGCUACAAAGAAACCUGUAAGUAAUGGAAGGAAAAACACUGUUGGUAAAGAAUGUUAUGCUCCUGAACCUCUGCCGCCUGGGGUGUCUGGUUUCCUGCCAUGGCGUACCGCAGAACGUGCAAAAAGGAACAGGGGUUUUCCAUUAAUCAAAGCUCGUGAUGUAUGUAAUCAGUUGCAGCAAUCAGAAUAUCCUGUGACUGUGACAGUGGAGAGUCCUUCCUCCUCAGAAAUGGAAGAGGUCGAUGAUUCCUCAGAAAGUGUUCAGGAAGAGCCAGAGAAAAUCAGUUUAAAACAGAAAGUACUGCAGGAAAAACUGGAGGAGUGCCUAAAGCAGUUAAAGGAGGAAAGGGUAAUAAGGCUUAAGGCUGAUAAACGAGUCAGUGAGCUGGAACAUGAAAAUGCCCAGUUAAGAAAUAUAAACUUCUCUUUGUCUGAAGCCCUUCAUGCGCAGUCAUUGACAAGCAUGAUCUUGGAUGAUGAAGGUGUUUUGGGCAGCAUUGAGAAUUCUUUUCAGAAGUUCCAUGCUUUCUUGGAUCUCCUUAAAGAUGCUGGGCUUGGGCAGCUGGCCGCAAUGGCUGGUAUAGAUCAGUCAGAUUUUCAUUUACUAGGUCGUCCCCAGAUGAAUUCUACUGUUAGUAGGCCACCUAAAGAAGAAAAGAAGGCACUUGAAGAAGAAAAAUCAGAAUCAAAGCAGAGUGCCCUAGGACAAAUGCAAAAUAUCCAAGUUUCUAUUUGUAUGCAGUCAGCUUACAAUGAAGGAACACUAAUGAAGUUUCAGAAAAUUACAGGCGAUGCUAGAAUUCCUUUGCCUCUUGACUCCUUCCAUGUCCCAGUCUCUACUCCAGAAGCUGUAGAAACUUCCAAAGACAACCUGGGAGCCCCAGUCAUGGAGCAGCAGCAGAAGUCUUUUGAAGAUUUCGUUGCUAGACCAUGUUCUCCUUCAGCAGAUGUAAUUUCUGAAAGUCGAAGAAAAGAGGAGGAAUUAUCUAGAAAUAGCAGGUCCUCUUCAGAGAAAAUGACCAAAACGGGUGAAUAUACCAAAAAACACUCUGCUAAGAGUCAGUCUGGAAAGGACCUGCAUUCCUGCUCAGACUCACCUGUAAAGCGGAAAAGCAAAGGAAUGGGGCAAAAUAGCUCUUUGGGUAAUGAACCAGUUGAAAGUGAGUCUUCAAAAAAACACACUUCUGUUAAGAAAGAGAGUAGAAUAGUGACUGUUACAUCAAAGACAACUAAAAGUAAACUCAAUCUACUAGAACAUUCUGAAAGUGAUACUCUUGGAUCUGAUUUUGAAUUUCAAGAAAGCAUCCAUACUCUAUCACGCCUGACAUAGGUCUAAAUCUUUUAAAAUUAUGUUUUUACCUUCAAAUUUUAAUAAAUUACAUAUGUUUUUAUUAUGGUAUAUGGUGUUUUAAAAUACACGAGUAGAAGCCAUUAGAGAAAGGCUUGUCUAUCCUUUUUCUUAUAGUGAAGUUUUGGUGUAUUUUUCCUUUUGACAGUUUGCACCAUUCAUUCAACAAGUGUUUACUAGAGCUUUCUAUGUGUAAUACUUCUCUGGGUGCUG